AUGAUGGCUUUAUGGGCCACAAAGUUGUCAAUCGGUUUGGACGACGACAAGCCUGUCGCUUGUCUGGUGUCCGCCAGAACCGAAAUCCAACUUUAUCUACAUGGAAAAAAGGGUGGGGAGAAUGUGCGACGCGCCAAGAGCCAAGAAGGGCCAAGAGCGGACAGUCGCCAUGGAACUGACCCACAGAGGCGGUCUUUCCUCAGCGCAAGAAGCUUGGACGAAAGAAGGAGCGGUCGCAGCGCUGGAUCCAACAUCAGCCGCACCGUGGAGACCUUUCCGUUUUUCUCGCCCGAGGCGGCAGCUGGAGAGAUUGCUUUUUGUAAUUUCAAGGCCAGUUGUCGUCGGUCGUGUGGGGGAGUGAUGGAGCUCGAAGGCAAGGUGAAUUGUUGCUUUGUGGGAGAUCAAGACCGCUGCCUAGACGCGGAUCCGGAGGCCUACCUACUUUCCUUGGCCUCCCCAUAUCAAGCGCCAAUCAUCCUGUUGUAUUGUUGUGUUUUUGUUGCGCGACAAACAUCAAGAUUGCGGCAAGCUCUUGUUUUUCAAGUGCACUGGGGUCUGGACAUGUGGCGUCACGACUGGAAGUUUCACGUGGAAACUCAGGAGCGCCAUGCCACAAUUCGUCCCCUCCAGUUAAGAAGUGAUCUUUAG
This is a messenger RNA of Cylindrotheca closterium, 648 nucleotides long. Lineage: Eukaryota; Bacillariophyta; Bacillariophyceae; Bacillariales; Bacillariaceae. The record is from the annotation of a GenBank genome assembly.